CAAAGGUCCAGGCCAAAAAUACCAGUUCAUAUUGUAACCGGUACUAAUACUAGACAUUGGUACCGGUUGCAACAACAGCCGAUACUUUUGGCAUGUGCCAAGCGCCGGAAAGUUACGCCGCGUCAGAAACCGGUACCAAUUGAAUAUCAAAGACACCGGUUAAAACCAUGAGCCGGUUCCAAUUAACCCAUGCAUUAAUGGCACCGGGUAAUGGCACGACCCGGUGCUUUUGAAGCAAACAUCGGCACCGGGUCAUACCACCACCCGGGGCCAAUGAAGGUGACAGGCCUUAGGUACCGGUUCAAACAACCACCCGGUGUCUUUGAAGCAGACAUCGCGAUAUUAUUAAGUCCCUGGCCGUCGGCACCUGAGCUCUCAUCUCUCUACCCCUCAUUUCUCUACCUCUCUCAUCUCUCUCUACCUUAUCCUCGGCGCGGGGACGCAGCGCCCGCUCCAGCGGUGAAGGCAGCGGCGCGGACGCGGACGCGGGGGCUUAGCAUGGGAAGCAGCUGCUCCCUAGGAAGCAGCUGCCGCCGCCGCGCGCCGUGCAGGGUCUCAAGCCGAUCAAGCAGGCUCCGGCGCCGCGGCGAAGGGGCGUCAGCCUGGGGCCCUUGGAGAUCCACCACGGCGUCUGCAUCAAGCCUGGGGCCGCGGCGACGGCGCGGGUCAAGCCGUCCCAGCGAAACCGUGGCCAUCCAACAACGCCAGGCAGCCACUGGAUGCCAAGCAAGGGGCCGCACCAAGCAGAGCCAAGGCGAGGAGCGGGAGCAUGAGCCCGGCGAGGGAAGACAGCCGAGCGAGCAGGAGCACACGUGGCCUGAGGCAAAGCACGCACGGUGCGUCGGCCAGCAGCUUGCGCGGUAGUGCACGCGACGCCGGCCAACUUCCGCAAGCUGCUGGCCGGGCAGCUCAAGAAGCUCGCGGCCACGGGGAAGCUGACCCGCGUGAAGAACUCGUUCAAGCUGACCGCCGCCGGACGGGAGCUAGCCAUGGGGAGCUAAUAUUCACCAUAUCUUCUCUUUCUGGUAAGCCUUUCUACCCAUCUCAUGAUUUGCUUCUUUGACAUACCAUCUGUUUACUAGAAAUAUCUACCAUGCUGUUGCCAAUUUCCAUUGCUUGCUCUUCAUGCCAUGCAUGUCAUCUGUGAAUAGAGGAUCAUUAGGUAUGAGAUAUCUACCAUGGUGUGGCUAUGUGCUUAUGUUGCUUGUUAGACUGGUUAUGAUUAUGGUUGUUGCUAGCAAAACUUCUGCACCAAUUAUAAAUGCUUUUUGUUAGACUGGUGGCAUUCAUGCAUCUUUUCUUCUGAGAAUAAAUGCUUUUUGUUAUAUAUAUAUCAUGUACUCUACUCUACACUAGAUACGCUACUAACAGGUCUAUGGACGGAUGAGCCUUGCAACGCAGACGGUGAUUUCCUCAUUGUUCCCCAGAAAGGAAAUUUGGUUCCACUGAUGUGGCACUCUUUUGGCACAAUGAUUGUGCUGCUGUAGGUCCGUUAGCAAGCAAGCAAGCGCAGCAGCACAAAAGGGACGGAGUUGGCCAUUUUUGAAUUCCAUGCAUGCAUGACCACAUUCGCACUCGAGCAUGCAGCAUGAUGCAACUAGUGUGUGCGCGCGUGUGUGUAUUAUUGGCUGUAGCUAGUUUUUUUUUCCGAUCUCUUGGUAUGGAUUUUUAAAUUGCUUCAGCAAAAAGAAUAUGAAUCCUCAACUCCUUCCAAUGGAAUCUAUCCAAAACCUUGACCAUGAAAUCCAAGUCCAUUUUGUACACUAUUCAUCCCUGAUAUGUGGAGGAGACUUUUCAGACUUGCGCGAGUCAUUUUUCUUUUUUUUUCUUUCUCGCGACCAGAUCACACUUGAGGGGCAGGAGUCAAUGCUACCCAAGUACCCAAAAGAUGACUCAACGUUGUGUGCUGUCUUUUUUAGCUACACUACCUGCCAGCCUACCACCACAAGACCAUAUGACAUGCAUUGCCAAAAGGAUAACAUUGCAUCCUAACAAACUCUAUGUGCUUCCUAGUACCACCCUAUUUAUACCACCCCAUCCCCCUGGCUUACACCCUACCCUUCUCACACACACGUCUCUUUGUUUCCUUAGCGAGAAAGAGAACCUGAUCUCGAUAGCUAGGGCGAGCGAGAUGAGGAACCACAAGCUAGCUCCUACCCCUUCCUCCUCCUCAAAGAACAACAAGGUGGAGCAGCCACACCUCUCAGGAGCUUACAUUAGGAGCCUUGUGAAGCAGCUGAGCUCCUCAUCUGCAGCAAGAUCCAAAGACCACAGCACCAUGGGCGCCAAACCACAUGCCCAACCGCAACAAGAAGAUCAGCACCAAGCCCAAACAGCACCACCACAGCAGCCACACAAGAAGCAGGUGAGGAGGAGGCUGCACACAAGCAGGCCGUACCAGGAGAGGCUGCUCAACAUGGCAGAGGCCAGGAGAGAGAUUGUCACGGCUCUCAAGAUCCAUAGGGCCUCCAUGAGACAAGCCAAGGAGCAGCAGCAGCAACAAUUGAUGCAACUGCAGCUGCAGCAACAACAAGAGGUUCAUCAUCUAGUGGAAGAGCAAAGCCAAGCAGCGACUAGAGCUUCUGCUCCUAUGAGCUACGCUUCCUAUUCCGAUUACUUGUACAAUUCUCCAUUUUCACAUUUCAGCAGUCCUAGUAGCUAUUCAUCCCCACUCACUUACCAGACACCAGCUGCGCCCAUGGUUAACUCCGAGCAUAAUUUAGAUCAUCACUUGGUCCCUCUUCCUGCACAGCCACUAGGUCUAAACCUUAGCUUUCAGGGAUUCAAUAGUUUCGUAGGUGAUGAUACGAAGAACAGCGCUUGUUCCUUUGAUCCUCCGUUGCUCCAACCAUCACCUACUUCCUCCUACUCACUCUACUCCUCUCCGUCCGUGACGAUGGCAAGCCACGACCUGUCAGCUGUCACCAUGGAGAACACUUCACUGGCAGCAGAUGCAUCACUACACCGAGUGCUUGAUGACGAGGAGAUGGCGGCGAUCUACUCGAUCGGGCAGCAGCACGACAUCGAGUGGAGCGACACAAUGAACCUGGUCACGUCAGCAUGGUGGAGCAAGCUCUUUGAGAGCAUUGAGGACAAAGGCAACGCCACACCCGGGCAGGAGGUCGGAGGUGCUGCGAACACAACGGAAGAGGAUCCAUUAUUGGUGCGCAUGCCCGGUUGGUUUGGAGAUAACCUUGGCCAUGAGGCUAACGAAGAAAGCAGCUCUGACGUCCCCAGGAUGCAUUUGAACGACUACUACCAUCACAACGUAGAUGUCUCCUUGCCCGGCAUGGAAAUCAGAGAAAUCGAAGGAUGGAAUGCAGAAUGGUUCUCUUGAUCCUCAUUGGUCUCUGUCUGGGAGGCAAUUUAUCGAAGUUUUGAGCAAAAUUGCUCCCGUUUUCUGACUUGCUUUUGAUGUAUCUCUAAUAAUAAAUGGUUUGUGCUAGUAGUAAUGUAUUGAAAUGUCAAAGAUUUGAUCCCAA
This is a messenger RNA of Panicum virgatum (switchgrass), 3482 nucleotides long. RefSeq names its product histone-lysine N-methyltransferase 2D. The transcript has 6 exons. The record is from RefSeq and is a predicted model, not a curated record. NCBI's taxonomy places the organism in Eukaryota, Viridiplantae, Streptophyta, Magnoliopsida, Poales, Poaceae. Bases 1889 to 3337 code for a protein of 482 amino acids.